AUGUACGCAGUCACUCUGGCUCACCUGAAGACACCCCCCUUCGCCCCCCUCCACAUCGUCAGUGACUCGAAGUACGUCGUAGACGGGUUGACGAAGCACUUACCGGCAUGGGAGAGACGGGGUUGGAUUGGUGUGGCCAAUGCUGAGGUGAUUCAAGAAGCAGUCGCCCUCCUCCGCACACGCAGCGCACCAACGACAUUGAGGUGGGUAAAGGGACAUGCGAAUGAAUUGGGGAAUGAAGAAGCGGACAAACUAGCUAAGAACGGCGCUGAGGCACCAAGGCCCUUCCGCCCUGUGUCGCUACCUCCGAAGGAUGGGUACGUGAAGACAGGGGCCUCACUAGCCCAUCUCACGCAAAGUUUGGCGUACAAGGGAAUAAGAGAACGAAAGAAACGUGUACAGCACAAGUCUACCGUCCAAAUGGUCGAAGAUACCCUCGUUGAGAUGGAGAGAGCGACAGGAGACGCGCACGCAGUCGCAUCGCUCUGGAAUGCGCUGCAGAAAGAUCCUAUCGAGAGGAAGGUCAGAGACUUCAUAUGGAAGGCGCUCCAUGACGCUCACCGAGUAGGCAAAUUCUGGCUGAACAUCACGGGCUACGAGGACCGAGGCAUGUGCCGCCACUGCGAUUGCGCAGAAUCGCUCGAACACAUCCUGACCCAGUGUGAGGCGCCGGGGCAGAGGAUUGCAUGGGACCUAGCACGGCAGCUCCUGCUUAAGAAGCGGGUGAUCCUCCCCGAAGUCAAGAUGGGUAUGGUGACGGGGUGCCAACUAUGGAACGUCAAAAACGACAAAGAUGAGCUGAGAACGGGUGCAACGCGCCUGAUAAGGAUCGUAAUAAGCGAGACCGCCUACCUCGUGUGGAAGCUUCGCUGUGAGAGAGUAAUUGAGUGGGCAGAAGAGCACCCCCGAGUGCACGCGUCGGAGGAGAUAGCAAGUCGCUGGAUGGCGGCAUUGAAUAAGCGCCUAGACAUUGACUGCGCGCUAACGAACAAACGGAUAGCGGGCCGAAAAGCGCUGGCUCCGUACACGGUGGAAGCAACGUGGGGGGGUGUACUUCACAAUGAGGCACAACUCCCGACUGACUGGACGAGCAAGACGGGGGUUUUGGUGGGUAAGCUGACUCCUACGACGCAGCGUGACGAAGGAUAG
Trametes versicolor FP-101664 SS1 is the source of this 1149-nucleotide messenger RNA. RefSeq lists its product as uncharacterized. Gene Ontology annotation, molecular function: nucleic acid binding; RNA-DNA hybrid ribonuclease activity. The transcript has a single exon. The coding region runs from base 1 to 1149 and encodes 382 amino acids. NCBI's taxonomy places the organism in Eukaryota, Fungi, Basidiomycota, Agaricomycetes, Polyporales, Polyporaceae. The record is from RefSeq and is a predicted model, not a curated record.